This is a messenger RNA of Oppiella nova, 1000 nucleotides long. NCBI's taxonomy places the organism in Eukaryota, Metazoa, Arthropoda, Arachnida, Sarcoptiformes, Oppiidae. The record is from the annotation of a GenBank genome assembly.
AUUAUGAGGUGCCAUGCACCCCGUGGCACAAUGUUGCAGUUUUCACGGGAAUUUCAGUGUCUACGGGAAUGAAACACAGAUUGAGAAAGUGGCUCAAGAAGUACAACGACUAUCUCCCUAUGGACUGAAGCCGUUACAAGUGGUGGCAGAUCUCACCAAAAGUGAUGACUUGAAUACUCUUAUGAACAAAACUAUUGACACGUUUGGCAAACUGGAUGUAUUGGUGAACAACGCCGGCAUUUACCCCAUGUCUCCCAUAAGUGCCACAAACUUAACGAAAGUCUUUGAUCAGGUGUUCAAUACUGAUCUGCGAGCCAUUUCCAAUCCGUUUUUGGCGUACAGUUCCGCGAAAGCAGUCCUCGAUAUGUUGACAAAGGUAUUGGCCCUUGAAUUGGGUCGUCCGCAAGGGAUUCGUGUCAAUACUAUUAAUCCCGGUGCAACUCAAGUGCCAUCAAUGGAUCUAAGCGUAGAUCUGAUUAAGAAAAUGGUUCAUAAGAUAACAACUCUGACACCACUGGAGAGAUUGGGACAGCCGUUGUGGCCAAAGGGGUGGCAUUCCUGGCCUCAAGUGAUGCCCACAUUCAUUGCUAUUACAAACGUAUUCGCAUUUCAAUCCAAUGAUAUCUACGACGAGGUGAGGGGUUCACGAAAUUUCACGGGAAAAGUAGUUUUGGUGACCGGAAGUAGCUCUGGAAUCGGCGAACAAAUCGUGAAACUAUUCUCGGCAUUGGGGGCCAGUGUUGUGGUCACCGGUAGAAAGGAUGCGGACAUACAACGAGUGGUCAAAGAGGCUCAAGACUUAUCGCCACAAAAGCUUAAACCAUUAGGACUGGCGGCAGACCUCACAAAAACGGAUGAAUUGGAAAAACUAUUGAAUGAGACAAUCAAGACGUUCACCAAAUUGGAUGUAUUGGUCAAUAACGCGGGUAUUUAUUUGACGGCUAAUCUUAUGGACAAAAAAUUUUGGGACACUUUCGCGGCGUAUGAGAAAAUCGAUGUC